CCGAAAUUGAGUUUUUUGGGGGGAAAUAGUUCAUUUUUCACGUGCCAAAAAAUAAAGAAAAUUUUGUUUGUGAUCCCAGGGACUGUAAUCAUUCGGUUUUCUCCGUUUUUUUCCAUCAUGUCUAUUUCCCUGGCAACUAGACGCUUUUUCUCAACGUCUCGUGUGACAUGUAAUCAUUUAAACCAUUUUGAUACCUUCAAGUUUGUUGAGAGGCUGGAAAGGGAACAGUUUACUAGACAGCAGAGUGAAGCCAUCAUGACCACUCUCACUAAAGUCAUUAGUCAAAGCAUGACUGACCUCACAAAACCCAUGGUCUCCAGGGCUGAAAAGGACAAAGCCAUUUAUAUGUACAAGGUCGACUUUGCUCAGCUCAAAUCAGAGAUUCAACUCAUUGAAAAAAAUGACUUUACAGUCAUGAAGAACGAAAACGAACGUCUGCAAACCCAAGUAGAUAAAUUACGUCAACGAUUAAGAGAGGAAAUUACUCGCUCACAAGCCAAUGUGCGUCUCGAUCUCAAUCUGGAAAAGGGUCGUGUGAGAGACGAGGCAAGUGAACAGGAACUUAAAAUGAGAGAAACUGAUACCAGAAUAGAAAGCGAUAUUGCAAACCUAAGAACUCAAAUGGAGGCGAUAAAGUUUCAAAUACUGCAAUACAUGGUAGGUACAAUGACUGGUGCUGGUGCCUUAUUUUUGGCUUAUCUUCGUAUGUUUCGUUAAUUAUAUAAAUAAAAACUCCCCCGCACGGGUAUAUUACCCCACACAUACACAAUGGUCAUCCUCUUCUUCUCAGGCACAUAUAAUAAACUUUUUUUUGAGCC
Molecule: messenger RNA, 818 nt
Organism: Mucor mucedo
Lineage: Eukaryota; Fungi; Mucoromycota; Mucoromycetes; Mucorales; Mucoraceae
Product: mitochondrion protein
Exons: 2
Coding region: 118-717 (199 amino acids)
Cellular component (GO): mitochondrion
Source: RefSeq, a predicted model, not a curated record